This is a messenger RNA of Fonsecaea nubica, 867 nucleotides long. RefSeq lists its product as hypothetical. Gene Ontology annotation, cellular component: cytoplasm. Bases 1 to 867 code for a protein of 288 amino acids. Gene Ontology annotation, molecular function: oxidoreductase activity, acting on the CH-OH group of donors, NAD or NADP as acceptor. NCBI's taxonomy places the organism in Eukaryota, Fungi, Ascomycota, Eurotiomycetes, Chaetothyriales, Herpotrichiellaceae. The transcript has 5 exons. The record is from RefSeq and is a predicted model, not a curated record.
AUGGCUUCCGAUGGCAACCGAACCGCGUUGGUCACCGGAGGUGCAUCCGGCCUGGGCCUUACUGUCGUAAAGCAUUUAUUGCAGCAUCAGUGGAAUGUAACCAUCUUCGACUUUGAUGCCACCGCGGGGAAACGGGAGGCCACUCGGCUCGGAGAGAAAGUGCUGUUCAUCCAGGGCGACGUGACAGACUACCAGAGCCAGGCAAGGGCCUUCCGCGACACGUUUGAGAAAUGGGGUCGAAUCGACUUAGUCUUUGCCAACGCGGGCAUAUCGGAACGGGAAGAAUUCGCAUCAGCAGCAGCACAACCAGAGGCGACUGAAUCGACUACGCCCGAUACAUCUGUGAUUGACGUUUGUCUCGUAGGGGUUGCAUACUCCGCAAAGCUAGCGCUACAAUACUUCCGGAAAAGGCCUUCGAGUUAUGGAAGGCUCGUGGUCACCAGUAUCCAAGCAGGCAUAUACUCCUCCGACACACACCCGCUGUACAGCGCGGCGAAAUUUGGGGCCGUUGCACUUGUUCGAGGAUUGUCCAAGAGACUGCGGAAAUCUGGCGAAAACAUCUCCGCCAAUGUGAUAUGCCCCGGGCUCGUGGAUACUGCAAUGACUGCAGGACCAUUCAUCGACAACGCUCCAGCGGAGAUGAUUGUUCCUCCCUCGUUGGUUGUGCAGGUCAUCCAAAGCUUUCUUGACGACGAGUCCAUCACUGGCCAAGCCGUGGAGAUAAGUGGCAGCGAGCUCAUCUACCGGACGGAUCCCGAGUACGCGAAUGCUGCCGCUGAAUACGUGCUGGGAGGUGGUUACAGCAAAGACACUUCUCCAGAAGACCUCAUCAAGUUCAGUCAAAGGUCGGCACAGCCCAGGGCAUGA